AAUAAAUAGUUGCUAUUAAUUAUUAAAUUUGUUUCCUAUGAUCUCAGCAGAAGGUGCUGUGUUAGUGUGUAAGCCCUGGUCCCCAAGAACACAGCCAUCUCCCCUGACUGCGGAGGAAUUUAGGCACGUGGGGCUCACAGCAGCUGUCCUCUCCGCACACACACAGAAGGAAGAACAGAACUACGUUGACAGGUUCCGGGAGAGGAUCCUAACCUCACCCUACAGUUGUUACCUUCAGCAGGAGAGCAGAAACAACGCUAAGUGCUCUUCUGUUCAAGGCUCUCCUCCUAAGCAGAGCAGAUGUGCUGGAAAGGAGAGACGGAAGCACAAACGGAAGAGGUUGCCGGUGCCUUUGGGCACCAGCAGCUCCAGUGCCAACUUCUGUUCCCAUAUCAGAGGACUCCUUCCUGAUGUUCAGCCCUGGAGCCCCUCCAUUGUCUGCUCUCCCCAUGCUGAAAGCCUCGCUUUCCCCGCAGCACUAGUAGCUCCCAGCCAGGCCCCUUAUGUUCUUUCAUCUUUUCCCUUCCCAGAUGUGGCCUCUCUGGGAGUAGGGGACUCUGCAGGCUGGGGAGCUGCUGUUGAAUGCCCACCUCUGUCCACAGGCCCUCAGUCUGUUCCGGCUUUCCCUUCUGCCUACUUGGACACAUUCACGACCAUCUUCCUACACAACUCCCCCAUCUUUCCUCUGUGGUCAGCGUCAUUCCCCUCGUAUCCAUUCCUGGGGGCCACAGCUUCUUCUGGAAUGACACCCUUAGUACCAGCAAUGGCUCCACACCUGGAACCAACUUCUUCAGACCACAGCCAAAGGAGAGUGGGGGAAAGCUGGGAGACACACGGUGAAGAGCAUCCAUUUAUCAGCUCAAGGAGCAGUUCGCCAUUACAGUUAAAUUUACUCCAGGAAGAGAUGCCUGCACCGUCUGAAUCUCCAGAUCCAGUGAGAAAGGGCAUUGGCCCAGAGUCUGAGUGUGUAAGUGUCAGUACAUGAGUGAGUGAGAAAAUCUGGGUCCUCUUACCAAGUCAAAGGCCCAACGCUGACGGCUUCAUCACUAGUGGGUGACCCCCCUCACAGCUGUGGUUAGGACUAAGCCCCGCUCUGUGUAAGUGAGAAUGUGUCCCUGUCCACCUGUGGGACAGAAAUGAGAGUCUUCUGUUCUUGAUUCUUGGGGAAGGUUUUCACAAAUUCUGUAUUGCAGAAUUUUUAUGUGUACUAGGUUUCCUCUACCUUUUAAUUUUUGAUAUCCAGGUAUUAAACUUAAUAUGUUCAUUCU
Molecule: messenger RNA, 1268 nt
Organism: Cricetulus griseus (Chinese hamster)
Lineage: Eukaryota; Metazoa; Chordata; Mammalia; Rodentia; Cricetidae
Source: RefSeq, a predicted model, not a curated record